Adineta steineri is the source of this 420-nucleotide messenger RNA. Lineage: Eukaryota; Metazoa; Rotifera; Eurotatoria; Adinetida; Adinetidae. The record is from the annotation of a GenBank genome assembly.
AUGGUAAAAAAAAAUGAAGCAUCUACUGAUUUUGAAGAUUAUGCUUUAAGAGAAUCUCAAAUAAUAACAGCAUAUGGAGGUGUAGCAAAACAUUCUCGACCCAAAGGAUCUAAACACAAAUCAAAUGGACGUCCUUCAUCAGGUGAAACUACAAAUCGCAGUUCACGGUCUCAUAAAGCACAUGUUCAUACACCACGACAUGAAGCACAUGAUAAAGCACAUGCAAAACUUAAUGCUAAUAGUGGUCCUGUAUAUUUUCAAAAAGUUACUAAAAAUCAUAAUCGAACAAAAAAACCUAAUCCACCACAAAAUUCAAAACAGAAUAUUUAUUCAACUGACCAAUCAACGUCUAAAUCUACAAAGUCCACAGUGCCAACAGUCAAGGAAAAAGGUUGUUGUUGUUGUUGUACAAUUCUUUAG